Oryza brachyantha (malo sina) is the source of this 1029-nucleotide messenger RNA. Its product is annotated as keratin, type I cytoskeletal 9-like. Bases 56 to 688 code for a protein of 210 amino acids. The record is from RefSeq and is a predicted model, not a curated record. Lineage: Eukaryota; Viridiplantae; Streptophyta; Magnoliopsida; Poales; Poaceae. The transcript is spliced from 2 exons.
UAACGUUAUCCUCCACAAAUCAAAGUUCUCGAUCGAUCGCUCAAAAUCGACAGGCAUGUCGUCUUCGUGGGGCUGGAACAGUGGCCGAUCAUUCAGCGGCAGCAGCUACUCGAACCCUUCCGCUGACACGUACGGGUCCGGAGGACAGCAGCAGCAGUAUGACGCCGCCGCCGGCAAGACGUCGGUGAAGCGUCAGACGCCUGCGCCGCCGUCGCGCCUGAAGAAAACCAGCAGCAAGAACGACGACGGCCUCGCCGUCGUCGGCUACGCAGCAUCGGGCGGCGGCGGCGGCGGCUACGGCACCACCGCCAACCAAAACGGCACCAAGUACGGUGCUGCCGGCUACGGCGGCUACACCAACGGAGGCGGCUACACCAACGCCGGUAGCGUCACCCUCUACGGCGUCGGCACGCCCUACUAUGGCAACAUCAACGGCGGCGCUGCCGGCGGAGGAUACACCGGAGGUCGUCCAGGAGCGGCCGUGCCGGCAGGCUACUGGGCUCCGCAGGACGGCGGGCGGUCGCCCGGCGGCCUGUACAUCAGCACUAAAGAGGUCCACGUCCACGGAGUGCCACACGGGACGUACGACGGAGAGCAGAGGCGGCGCAGCGGUGGUUUCUUCCGCCCGGCGUUCGAGGCCGUCGGCCAUUUCUUCGACAAAAGGUUCGGCUUCCACAGCAGCGACUAAUUAAUCCACGACGACGACGAGCUACCACGCGUGUAACGUACAAAACCUGUACUAUACUACGUACGUACGCACACACGUACCUAUGAUUGUAUGCGCACGACCGUAUUUACGUGCGUAUACCUAAUUCCUGUUCGUCUCUAAUAAGCUACUAUUUGUAUGCGUCGAGUACGGCCGUUGUGUGUAUAUUUGGAUGUUUAUUUUAUUUUAUUUUCUUAUUUUCUUUUUUUUCCCAGCAGCAGUGCCGGUUUGUUUUUUAACUGAUCUCUGUAUGUAUUCUCAUGCAGUGUGCUGUCUAAUGUGAUGCAUAAAUAUAUAUGUACACGCGCGUGUGCGAUGUUGGA